GGGAGGAAGAAGCUACAGGGAUGGCGAUGGAGAUAGAAUGAAAGACCCGGCUGUAUGUGGGAGAUGUGUUUCGGAAAAGAUUGAGAGAUAUCCAGAGAGAAGAUUUGAUUUGGACCGCAAGGCAUCCAGGCUGAAAAAGUUGCAAAUACCCGAGCAAGAAGCAGUCUUCAUCGUGUGGAAACGGCUUGGAAAAGUUGCUGAAGUUACAUCAGAAGCUUCCAGGACGAGGGAUAGGCUAUUUGCGCCAUGACAAGCAAAUAGGAGAAAGACUAAAGUUUUGGGAAUAUCUCCGGGAAACUUUUUUUUCGAGGCGCACCAACGAAGUUAAAGCCGACGCAGGGAGAUAAGAUUGUAUCACUCGGUCUGUAUCCUGUCCGUGCUGCCGGAGGGCGAUGGGGGCCGCGCCGGGCUCGGGCUGGGAAGAGGGUGAGUUCGAGUUUAAGUUGGUGUUUGAGGAGGACCCUCCGCCGCGGCAGAGCCAGGGGCCAUCACCGGUUCGCUCAGCCGAGCCGGAGAGCUCUGUUCCCGGGAAAGAGAUUACAGAUAACCACCAUUCAAUAAGCAUCCCGAGCCCGCCAUCCUCUGCCAAUCAGCGGGCUGGGAUGCAUUCCCCGCCACCACGGAGGGCUGCUGCCAGAGAGUUCAGCGGGACCUAUGAGAGCCUGCCGGCGCGCUCUGUGCAGGUUUCAGAGUCUCGUGUUGUCGAGUGUCCGAGCAUCCAGAUAACAACCAUCUCCCCUGAAGACGACCUAGCACCCACCAUUUCCAGUUACUGGGACAUGGGCAGCGGUGGCGGUUGGGACCGAGAGCGCCUCUACCUCCCCCUGUUGGACCCCUUUACUUACCGUGACAGAUGCCCUGGCUCCCUCAGCCCCAGCCCCAGCCCUGGCUCCAGCCCCUCGUCCCGCGGCUGGCUCAGCCCCGCCUCCAGCUGCGACUCCCUGCUGGUGGAGGAGGAGGAGCUGAACGAGGCCACAAUCAACUUCGGGCUCUCGCCGUCCUCGAGGCCUACUUCCCCCGGGGGUAAAAAGCGUAGAAACACCCCCCUGGUCUCCCCCUGUACUUCACGGAGGGGCAGUUACUCAGAUGAACUGCAGGGAUGCAACCUCGAGGGUGGAGACUCCACACCUCAGUCGCAAGCUCCGCCCAGCAGCUGUGAGCUCAGCAUCCCACAGAAAACCAGGAAGACGUCGUUGGAACAGUUGUCUCCCAGGGAGGUGGAUCCGGAGCAGGCUCCAGGCCACAGCUCGCCCUGCCCGCUGCCAGAGAACCAACAGACCAGGAGAGAGCCCCUUUCACUGGGCAUGGACUACCUCUCUGUGCCCCCUGCUCUAGCCUGGGGCCGGACCCGAGCCAGCGCCCACAGCCCUCUGUUCAGGUCUAAUGCCUUGCCGCCACUCGACUGGCCGCUGCCAUCCCAGUUUGACCAGUACGAGCUGCGUAUUGAGGUGCAGCCGCGCCCGCACCACAGAGCCCACUAUGAGACCGAGGGGAGCAGAGGAGCCGUGAAGGCCACGCCAUCAGGACACCCUAUCGUCAAGCUGUGUGGAUACACAGAGAGGAAGCCGCUCUCGCUUCAGGUUUUCGUCGGAACGGCUGACGACCGAUCAAUCAGGCCACAUCCCUUCUAUCAAAUACACAGGGUGACGGGGAAGAUGGUGGGUACUGCCAGUCAUGAAAGUGUCCAGACGGGGACCAAACUUCUGGACAUCCCCCUCAACCCUGAGAACAACAUGACUGCACUCAUCGACUGUGCUGGGAUCCUGAAGCUGAGGAACUCGGACAUCGAGCUGAGGAAAGGAGAAACAGACGUUGGGAGGAAGAACACGCGAGUCCGCUUGGUGUUUCGGACCCACCUCCCUCUAACGCCCCCUGUAGCCCAGCCGGGCCGAGUCCUGGCUCUGCAGGUUGCCUCCCUGGCCAUCGAAUGCUCCCAGCGUUCGGCUCAGGAGCUGCCCGUCAUCGAGUCCGUCAGUCUCACCUCCUGCUCCGUGGAGGGAGGAGAGGAGCUUCUGCUGAGCGGCUCAAACUUCCUGCCGAUCUCCAGAGUCCUUUUCAUGGAGAGAGGGACAGAUGGUAAACUACAGUGGGAGGAGGAGGCUCAUGUCGACCGAGACAACAGCAAUGAGUGUUUGUUGUGCGUGAGGGUCCCCACCUACAGCGACAUGUCCGUCAGUCUGCCUGUGUCGGUUAGUCUUUACGUCUCCAACGGGAAGAGGAAAAGGAGCAGCACUCACUGCUUCAAGUAUCUCCCCAUUAUGUUCAAAGAGGAGGACCCGCUGCUGUCCCGGCCCUCUGUGCUGCCUCUGGAUGGGGGGACUGUGGGGUGUCAGCCCAGGAUGGACAGGGGCUUCCACGUGAGAGGCGACCCCAUGGAUGAUGAUCGAGGCAUGGGCUUCCUGCCCCCUUACCCCUCCACCUACUCCCCUCCCUGCCCCACUAUGAGUUACCAUGAGGAGUACUGCUCCAAACCCGACGCUGCGGUGGAGGACCCCGGCGGGUCCAGGGCGGCCCUCUCCGAGCGUCAGCCCAGCUUCGAGAACCUGGAGCUGGGCUUCACCGAGCUCCUUCCCCCCUUAUACCCCCGGGGCCCGCAGCCUCCCUCCCCCUCUCCUUCCCCGUGGUUGGACUCACCCUACCUUUCCUCCUCGCCCUCUCCCUCCCACUCCUCCUCUCUCAGCCCGUUUCCUGCCGGCAGUCCCAUCUCAUCCUCCCCUCUGCCUCCCAUCCCCACCUCCCCUUACCCCCAGUACUCUGCGUAUCCUCAGGAGGUGUGUCCCUCACCUCCCUCCCACCCCAGCCUAUAUCAGGACAUCUGCCCGGCACCCUACUCCCACUACGAGGGCUGGGACCCCCAGGGAAGGGUGCUGGGGAUGGGACAUGGGGGAGAGAGGGAUGCCAAGAUCCAGGAUUGCCCCCUGGAGUUUACCAGCUCGUCUAUGCAACACAUUACAUUUGAAGAAGUGACGGAGUUCAUCGGGGAGGACAUCCAGUCUUACCAGUCAGGCUCACAGAUGGACAACCAGCCACACUGAGCGCAGAGCAGCUCCUCACCCCCCCCAUUUGAUAUUCAGCAUCAUUUUAAAUCCAUUAUGCACUCGGUGUUAAGAUGCGUCGCUCCAGUUACGUGGUAUUGGCAGGGGGAUUACCAGAACACUGUUGUAAUUAUGACCACAGGUACCUGUUUUAUGUGGUUUUAUAAAAGGGAAACUAAUGUUUUUAACAUGUUUUCAAUAUAAAUUAUACAAGAACGCGCUUGAGUUUUGUGUGUCUCGUGUGUUUUACUUGCAGAAUAAAUCUAAAUCUACGCUCGAACAAGGUGAAUCGAGAAUAAAGGGACUGAUGGAAAAAGAAAAAGGCUGAGAGUGUAUGGAAAACUAAAUGGUUUAAUAAAUUAUUAUGUCAAGAUGCCUUAUUCUCUACAGGAAAACAUAUGUAU
Cottoperca gobio is the source of this 3439-nucleotide messenger RNA. It is a transcript of the gene nfatc4, whose product is annotated as nuclear factor of activated T cells 4. The record is from RefSeq and is a predicted model, not a curated record. NCBI's taxonomy places the organism in Eukaryota, Metazoa, Chordata, Actinopteri, Perciformes, Bovichtidae. Gene Ontology annotation, molecular function: transcription factor binding; RNA polymerase II cis-regulatory region sequence-specific DNA binding; DNA-binding transcription factor activity, RNA polymerase II-specific. Bases 393 to 3035 code for a protein of 880 amino acids. The transcript has 13 exons. Gene Ontology annotation, biological process: cytokine production; regulation of transcription by RNA polymerase II; calcineurin-NFAT signaling cascade. Gene Ontology annotation, cellular component: transcription regulator complex.